Leptonychotes weddellii (Weddell seal) is the source of this 3615-nucleotide messenger RNA. RefSeq names its product SPEM family member 3 (gene SPEM3). NCBI's taxonomy places the organism in Eukaryota, Metazoa, Chordata, Mammalia, Carnivora, Phocidae. Gene Ontology annotation, biological process: sperm individualization; flagellated sperm motility. Gene Ontology annotation, cellular component: cytoplasm. The record is from RefSeq and is a predicted model, not a curated record.
AUGGGUGAGCGAGCCCACCACGGAGCCCAAGUAUGCUCUGGCACCAACCCCAGGAAGUGCCAGGACCUAGGAGACUCAAUCCUUCUGAUUCUGGGCAGCUUCAUCUUGCUCAACGUGGGGAUCAAUGUGGUGACUCUGCUCUGGAGGCAUCUGAAGAGCUCCUUGCGGAUUCUUUUCCAUCAUUUUUACCCCAAAGACAAGCAACCCAGCUACACAGGCGGACAUCCCAUGUGCACGCACUGCUCCAUGGACGCCAAGAACCUGUGUUCGAGAGUCUCCUCCCGCUUCCACGGGCGCCCGGGCUUCCUGGUCGGGUACCCCAACCACCUCAACUCCUGGAUACCAGACACGAAUGACGAGAAGGCUUCUGGGUGCUGCUGGAUGCCGCCUCAGUGUGGGCACGCCGGGGCUCCCAUGGACGCUCCCGGGGGACCGUGGAAGGAGGGGGUGAUGGGGGCUGGGGAGGCCCCUCAGGUCACAGCCUUAAAGGCCCGGGCCCGCUUCAACUCCAGGCACCAGGCACCUUCCCAGUUCCCCAGGAUGAGCAAGGCGGACAUGGUUCCCCUCCUCUUGCCCCACGAGAGCAAGACCAACACCCCAGACUAUGACCCAGCCCAUGCCCCGGCCCAGACCCAGACCCACUCCCCAGCCCACACCCCUGAGCACAGCACCCCCAAGGCCCAGGCCCAGGCCCACACCCAGACCUCCCGCCGAGCCCACGCCCCUGAGCCCACCACCUGUCAGGCCCACAGCUCCUCCCUAGCCCACGCCCCUGAGCAUACCACCCCCCAGGCCCAGACCUGCUCCCCAGCUCACACCCUUGAGCAUAACCUGCCUCAGGCCCAGAUCCAUUCCCUAGCCCAAGCCCCAGAGUAUAAACCCCUCCAGGCCCGUACCUGCUCUGCAGCCCUCACCCCUGAGCACAUCACCCCCCAAGCCCAGACCUGCUCCCCAGCCCAUGCUGCCGAGCACACCCCUGUCCUGGUCCAUGGCCCCGAGCACACCUCAGUCCAGGACCAUACCUACUCCCCAGGCUUCACCCCUGAGCACACUCAGCACACCCCUGCCCAGGCCCGCGGCCCUGAGCACACCUCAGCCCGUCCCCUGGGUCACACCCCUGAGCCCGUAAUAGCCCAUGCCCCGGCCUGCACUCCGGCCCAUGCUCAUCUAACCUAUACCCAUGUCCCUCACCCCCUGGUCCCUGCUCCCACCUCUGCCCCAGCCCCUCCCCCAGCUCCUGUCCCAAUCUCUAGGCCAACCCCCGACCCAGCUCUGGUCAUGACCCUGACUACCACUCCUGUCUCGGUCACCACCCGUACCCCCAUCCUAACUCGUAUUCCCUCUACCCUGACGGCCUUCGGCCAAGGCCUCUCCACAGGCCACGUAGUCUACGAUGCCCGCAGGAUGAAACAGAAUGUGUGCCACGUGUGUCCCCCGCUAAAAUUUGGGUAUUCCAGAAGGGACGUGGGCACCCUCCCCAGGCCCCAAGAGGGGCAGGGUCUGGGCGGCUCUGGGACAGCUGAGCCAACAUCGAAGCAACACAGUGGGGACUGUGCCAAACCGCCCCCCACAGGCUCCGUGCUGGGCUACCUGGAGCUGGGGAAUGUAGAAUGGAAGAUCUCAAAUGAUGCCAAAGACAAGUUCUUACAGCCCAAGACCUUCCCUUAUUUCAGCUUCCAUCCCUGCAGUUCUGAGAGGAGAAACACAGACUCCCAGACUUCGGUCUACCCCAAACUCCUGGUCUACUCCAAGGAUGCCACACCUUCUCAACCUUGCUUUCAUUCUCCAACCGGUGCCCAGAGCUCACUGAGCACCAUCCCUCCCCCAUGCACUCUUUCUCUGCCUCUUACGUCUCCCAGAUCCUUUGUCCCUCAUCAACCCUCCAACCACCAGAAGCCCUCCACCUCAAUGCAACCCCCCACCUUCCCCCCAACCUCCAAGUCUUCUCAGUCCAUCCCCUCUUCCCAGUUCCCCAUCCCUCCACAGUUCUCUAAGACUUUCCGACCCCCAAUCCAACCCCAACCCCCUGAACUUCAGGGGAGUCGAGGCCUCAACCAAGUUUCUGGCCUCCGAAGGACUUCAAGCCCUCCAAAGGACUUGAGAGUUCCCAGGAACCCAGGCCUUACCCAAAAUCCAGGCCUCUACAAGAACCCAGGCCUUGUUCAAGAUCCAGGCCUAAACAAGCCCCCAGGCCUUAUUCAAGACCCUUAUCUCUGCAAGAGUCCAAGCUCUUCCCAAGAUUCUGGACUUCACAAGAAUCUGGUCAUUACCCAAGAUUCUGGCCCCCAAAAGAGCCUAGGUCCUACUCAAAAUGCAGGUAUCUUUAGAAGCCCGUGUCUCGCCCAACCUUGUGGCCUCCACAAGAACAUACCAUUUCCCCAAACUUCUGACAUUCAGGGGAGCUCAGGCUUUAUGCAAAACUCUGGAGUCUAUAGGAAUCUAGAACAAAACCAAGAGACUAUACACUGUAAAAGUCAAGAUCUCUCCCAAACUACUGGCCUCCAUAAUAGCCCAGGCCCUUCUCAAGAUUCCGGAAUUUACAAGAGUGCAGGUAACGCUCAUGAGCUGGGAGUCUCUAGGAGUCUAGGCCUUCCCCAAGAUUCUUGCCCACAGAAGAGCCUAUACCAAGACUCUGGAGUCAAUAAGAGCCCAGGCUUGAUCCAAACCUCUGGUCUCCAUAAGGGCUCAGGCCUUACCCGAGACUCCGGAGACUACAAGAAUCCAGGCCUCACUGAAGAUUCUGGAGUCAACGGGGACCUAGGCCUUACUCAAGAUUCUGAUCUCCAUAAGAAUCCAAGCCUUACACAAGCCACCGAAGUCAAAAGAUGUGGCCGUACACAAGACGAUGGAAUUUACAGGAGCCCGGAAUAUAUCCAAGACCCUAACUUCCACAAGUACCCAGGAGUUAAUCAAGAUCCUGGCCCCAAUAAGGGCCCAGCCCUUACCCAAGACCAUGGCCUCCCCAAGACUCAAAGCCUGAUUGGGGAAUCCAGGCUCCACAAGGAUUCAUCCCUUAUCUCAAAUCCCAACCACCACAAGAACCCAGGCCUUGCUGUUAGUACCGACUCAGUCCAAGUCUUGGGCCUACCUCACACCCCAAAGUCAUCACUGUGCCUGACGAAGCCUCAUGUAUCUGAAGAGGCUCCUCGGAAGGAAGAUGCGCAACAGCAGCUACCAUGGACUUCUGUCCCACUGAGUCAGAACUCCAGCUCCUCCAAGCCCCAGGUGAUGAUCUACAAUGACCUGCAAACCUUCUCAGAGGUCCCUUUGCUAAUUGAGCUGCAGCCAUCCUCCCGGCGAGCAGGCAGCCGGGACUGGGUGUACCGUCCUGUGGAUACAGCGCCUUCAGCCUACCAGAGCUAUCGCCAGAUGUCUAUGCCUCCCAAAAUCAACUGGAAGCCCUACUGCCCUGGGUCGGGCACCCGGGUAGGACAUGUGGUCUUUGAUGCCCGCCAGAGACAGUUUGGGGUAGGCAGGGACAAGUGUGAAGCUCUGUCUCCCAGGCGCGGUCGCCAAGAGGCAUCCAGCAACCCCCUGGAGACCAACAAGGAGUGGGGCUAUCAGUGUGUGAUGAGGACCUUGGAAAAAGAGGGGACAAAGGUGCAUCAGGAAUAA